Molecule: messenger RNA, 3010 nt
Organism: Syngnathoides biaculeatus (alligator pipefish)
Lineage: Eukaryota; Metazoa; Chordata; Actinopteri; Syngnathiformes; Syngnathidae
Product: protocadherin-8-like
Exons: 3
Coding region: 237-2990 (917 amino acids)
Biological process (GO): homophilic cell-cell adhesion
Cellular component (GO): plasma membrane
Molecular function (GO): calcium ion binding
Source: RefSeq, a predicted model, not a curated record
GCAGCCCGGAUUGGCCGCGCUGAGGCUGAUUUGCAUGCCCGCCCGUACAAAAGCGAGCUGCGGUCCUCCGCAGCUCGCUUUGCGCCGAGAGCGGCAGACAAAGAGGCAGAGCAGAACCGAGCAGAGCAUCCGGGACGGGGCGCGCUCGCGCACAAAUGGAACAUUUUGGACCGGUACGCUGAGCGGGAAAGUGUCGUCGCAGGACUUCUCUGGGUCCGUUUCAGGUAAGCGGCAAAAUGAGGCCGAGCGGGUGGCUGCCGCUGCUGCUGCUGCCGCCGCUGUUGAGCCUGGCGGCUUUGGCCGAGGCAAAGACCGUCAAGUACCAGACCUGGGAGGAAGACGCCCCGGGAGCGCCGAUCGGUAACUUGAGGGACGACGUCCCCUCCGCCUCGCGCUCCACUUUCAGGAUGAUGAAACAGUCGAACUCGUCCUUCGUCCGCCUGAGGGAGAGCGACGGCCAGCUGAGCGUCGGGGAGAGGAUCGACCGCGAGCGCCUCUGCAAACGCGCCCCGCGAUGCCUCGUCUCUUUCGACGCCGUCGCCUUCUCCCGGGAGCACCUCGCGCUCAUCCGCGUCGAGGUGGAGGUCAAGGACAUCAACGACAACUCCCCGGCGUUCCCCCGCCGGGAGUCCGGCGUGGACAUCUCCGAGAACGCCGCCGUGGGGACGAGAGUCCCGCUGGACUUCGCCACCGACGAGGACGUCGGGCUGAACUACAUCCAAAGCUAUCAGAUCUCGGUUAACGGCCACUUUUCCGUCGACGUGCUGAGCAGGGCGGACGGGGUCAAAUACGCACAACUGGUGCUCGUCAAAGAGCUGGACCGGGAGACUCGGGCUUCCCACGCGCUGGAACUGGUCGCCGUGGACGGCGGGAACCCGCCCCGCUCGGGAAGCACACGCGUCACCGUCAAAGUGAAAGACUACAACGACAACAGCCCCGUUUUUGAGCGCGACAGCUACCGAGUGGACUUGUCGGAAGACGCCCCGGCGGGGUCGCCGCUGCUCCGCCUCAACGCCGAGGACCCGGACGAAGGGCCGAACGGCCAGGUGGUGUACGGCCUCGGGAGCCAGGCGCCCCCGGAGAUCCGGCGACUCUUCCGGGUGGACAGAAAGAGCGGCGAGCUCACCCUGGAAAGCCCCGUCGACUUCGAAAGCAAGAACACGUACGAGUUUGACGUCCAGGCCUCCGACCUGGGGUCCGACCCCAGCCCCGCCGUCUGCAAGAUCGUCGUGCAGGUGCGGGACGUCAACGACAACGCGCCGGAGAUCUCCGUCGCGCCCGUGACCUCGGCGGCGGCCGACGUGGCCUGCGUCAGCGAGGCGGCGGCCGUGGAGACUUUUGUGGCUCUGGUCAGUACUUCGGACCGGGAUUCCGGAGCCAACGGGCGGGUGCGCUGCGCCCUCUACGGACACCGUCACUUCAGACUGCAGCAAGCCUACCAGGACAGCUUCAUGAUCGUCAGCGCCGGCCCGUUGGAUCGCGAGAAGAUCCCCGAGUACAACCUGACGCUGGUGGCCGAGGACUCGGGCUCCCCGCCCCUCCGGACCGUCGCUCAGUACACCGUCCGGCUCACGGACGAGAACGACAACGCUCCGGCGUUCGGCGAGCCCGCGUACGAGGUGGCGGUGGCGGAGAACAACGCGCCCGGUGCCUACGUCGCCACGGUGACGGCGCGGGACGCCGACGCGGGGCCCAACGGGAAGGUCACCUACGAGCUAAGCGACGGCGUCUUCAUGGGCUCUCCCAUUUCCACCUUCGUGUCGAUGGACCCGGCCAGCGGGUCUCUUUACGCGCUGCGGAGCUUCAACUACGAGGUGAUGAAGCAACUGGAACUGCGGGUCACGGCCAGCGACGGCGGCUCCCCGCCCCUGACCGGGAGCGCCCAUGUUUUCCUGAAGGUCGUGGACCAGAACGACAACGCGCCGGCCAUCACCCGCCCGGCGCUCAACGACGGCUGGGCCGAGGUCCUCCUGCCCCGGGACGCGCCCAGCGGCUACGUCGUCACGCGGGUGGAGGCCCGGGACGCCGACGAGGGCGCCAACUCGGAGCUUUCCUUCGGCCUGGCCGCCGGCGAACACUCCGCCUUCUCCGUGGACAAACUCACGGGGGACGUCCACCUGAAUCGCUUGCUGGGCCGCGACGCGGACGACGCCCUGAGCGUCACCGUGACGGUGAGCGACAACGGCAGGCCCGCCCUCACCUCCACCGCCGCGCUGCGCUUCGUCGUCGUCGGCGGCGUCGGCGCCGGCUCCCCGCCGGGCGACCGCCCCGUGCGCCGGUGGGACCCGUCCGUGGUCGUCAUCGUCAUCUUGGCGGGGAGCUGCACCCUCCUGCUGCUCGCCAUCAUCCUCAUCGCCACCACCUGCAAGCGCCACAGAGCAGACAAGAGCGGCGAGGACGGCGACUCCUACGGGGAGAAAGGCGGGCCGGAGCGGGCCCCCGACGCCGACGCGGUCUCGGCCUCCGAGGUCCCCUGCGUUUAUGACUCGGAGCCGGAGAGCAACGUGAGGAGGAACAACCGUGAGGGGUACUCGACUUUGCCGGGCUACGGCGACGGAAAGGAGGCCGCCGGGCCCGUCGCCAUCUGGAAGGGAAACUCCAGGGACCCGACCUUCAGCGCCAAGGACAGCGGCAAGGGCGACAGCGACUUCAACGACAGCGACAGCGACGUCAGCGCGGACGCUGCGGGCUUCAAGAAAGUUCCCACGACGCUCGCUCAAAACGCGUUGUGGGCGUGCACCAGCGAGUGUAAGGUUCUGGGUCACUCGGACCGCUGCUGGAGCCCCUCGGCCGCGUCCUCCUUGCCUCGGGACCCCCGCCGAAGGGAAAACUGCCACCGGGCCCACAUCCCCAAAACGGCGGGCCUGCAGAGCGUCUACGAGAAGGUGCUGGACGGGGUGUACGACUACGCCGGGCCCGCCGGGGGCCGGGAGGCGUGCGGCGACGCGAGCGUCCCCGCGUACGCGGCCGGCCGCGACCGGGAGGCCUGAAGGAGCCGCCCGGCCGCCAG